AAUGCUUUAAGACAGAUGAGAGGAGGAGAAAGAGGACAGAGCUUUAAAAGAGCUGCAAGCUCCACAAUGUGCACACAAUUCACCAACAGAGCUGAACACCUACAGCAUCGAGCAUCAACAAUACUUGUACUUCUCAUUGGCAGAAUGAACUACAAAAUCUUUUCAGUCUUUGUUAUUGUUGCUGUGGCAUUUGUGACCAUUACUGAGGGAAUGAGUCUUAGAGGUCUGGGUGUAGAUCUACGCUGUCGCUGCAUUAAAACAGAGAGUCGACGCAUUGGUAAACUCAUAGAGAGUGUGGAGCUCUACCCUCCUAGCCCUCACUGUAAAGAUACAGAGAUCAUUGCCACCCUGAAGGAAACCAAGCAGGAGAUCUGUCUGGACCCUACUGCUCCCUGGGUUAAGAAGGUCAUUGAGAAGAUCCUUGCCAACAAAGCACCGUGAAUAUCUGAACCAUCUGAGAUGUUGAGCCAGACGAUAUGCAUUAUAUUUUAACCUGUACUGAUGGGCACCAUUCUGCUUGGUUAUGUUUAAAACAGUUUGUUCAAUGUUUUAGUUUUUGUCAACUGUUGUUCUAUAUAUAUAUAUAUAUAUUUAUGUAUUUAUUUAUUAUAUAUUUUUUAAUAAAAUGUUUUUAUACUACA
Molecule: messenger RNA, 641 nt
Organism: Megalobrama amblycephala (Wuchang bream)
Lineage: Eukaryota; Metazoa; Chordata; Actinopteri; Cypriniformes; Xenocyprididae
Gene: cxcl8a
Product: chemokine (C-X-C motif) ligand 8a
Exons: 5
Coding region: 16-441 (141 amino acids)
Biological process (GO): cellular response to lipopolysaccharide; chemokine-mediated signaling pathway; antimicrobial humoral immune response mediated by antimicrobial peptide
Cellular component (GO): extracellular region
Molecular function (GO): CXCR chemokine receptor binding; chemokine activity
Source: RefSeq, a predicted model, not a curated record